CCGAACUUCACUCGACCCACACCAGCAGCAAGCGACAACGAAGAAGAUGGAUGAGGGUGACUGGGUGUCUUGGUGGCGGGCGAUGUUUGGGCUUGGGGGAGAGCUCAUCGUGUUCCUGUACAUGCCAGGCCUCUUGCUGUGGGCCAUUCUCCUUGGACUAAAGGUUGACGGGUAUUUGGAAACAUCGUGGUGGAAUGUGACCAUCCCCAUGUUCUUGGCGACGGGCGUGACGGCGUACACCCUGCUGGUGGCUGCUGCGCGAAUGUGGCGCGCACGCGGCAAGCGCUUUGCGCGUGGGAAAGGCCUCUUUGCGUUCGCACAGCUGUGCAACUUGCUCGUGUUUGUCUUCUUUGUCAGGCUCUGCGUGCACUUGGAGGACGGGUCGGACGGCUAUGGCGCCCCGGCCGCGCCCUUGAUCACGCUGGCUGCAUGUUGUGCCGCAAGGUUAUUCAUUCGAUGACAACAACAGGCAACAGAUGCACCGCAGACGCCUUGGUUACCUGUGCGAUUGUGUAUGUAUAUAUGUGGGCUCCAUUGACCGCUUGUCACAAGUUAAUUGAUGCGAGAGAAGCUGGCUUGCCGUUAUAUUUGCUCGAUGAUGAUGAUGAUGAUGAUGAUGAU
This is a messenger RNA of Salpingoeca rosetta, 621 nucleotides long. RefSeq lists its product as uncharacterized. The transcript has 2 exons. Bases 47 to 460 code for a protein of 137 amino acids. Lineage: Eukaryota; Choanoflagellata; Craspedida; Salpingoecidae. The record is from RefSeq and is a predicted model, not a curated record.